Molecule: messenger RNA, 3306 nt
Organism: Mesoplodon densirostris (Blainville's beaked whale)
Lineage: Eukaryota; Metazoa; Chordata; Mammalia; Artiodactyla; Ziphiidae
Gene: INPP5E
Product: inositol polyphosphate-5-phosphatase E
Exons: 11
Coding region: 572-2455 (627 amino acids)
Biological process (GO): phosphatidylinositol dephosphorylation
Molecular function (GO): inositol-polyphosphate 5-phosphatase activity
Source: RefSeq, a predicted model, not a curated record
GCGCGGGGAUCCCUGGCGCGGCAUCGGGUUGCGGGAUUCUUGGCGUGGGGCGGGGCGCGGGGAUCCCGGGCGCGAGUCUCGUCCCCCUUCCCCACCCCCAGCCCCGCGGCUCCGCGGCGGUCGUUGCCCUGGGGAGCGCGCAGCCGGCCGGCCCGACUCGCAGUCCUGAGUCAGGGGCCUUUGCUGCCCAGGCCGCUCAGGGUCGCCCGCUCUCGAGGCGGCGUCUGCGGGCCGAGCGAUGGUGGUGGGCUCUCAGGUACUUGCCGAGGAUUCCAGACCGUCAGGGCUCCCAGCCAUGCAGCAGCUGGCUGUGCUCCAGCUGGACCACCCCAGCCCCAGGGGGAGCUGCUGCCCUUUCUCUCCUCCGCAGCGCGCCCAGCGACGGCUGACCACGCAUCCCUGACGCUGGACGUCGCCAGCAGCCCCAGGAGGAGCUGUCUCCCGGCUCGGCCAGGCUGCCGCCGGUGUGAGGGCUGGCCCCUGGACUGUGCCGUCCAAGUUGGCGAGCCUGGGGCACUCGGAGGCCGCCCAGCAGCCCACCGCCCAGGGGCAUCUGCAGCCUGAAGUCAGAAUGCUCAAGGGGCGGCUUGCAAACACUGACGAAGACCUCGCCGCCCGCCCGGGGUCCCCGGCCGCUGACGACCGUCGGGGACCCGAGAAGAGCCCAGUGCUCCCCCUGGACACCCCGGCGCAAGUCGGCAGCGAGGACCCACAGGCCAGGGGGGGACCCUUCAGUCCGAAGCCGCCGCCGCCAAGGCCCAGGCUGGAGCGAGCAUUGUCCCUGGAUGAGAAGGGCUGGAGGAAGAGGCGUUUUCGAACCAGCCGUGAGGACCUGGCCGCGAGGAAUGGGGCCAGCCCCUCCGGAGGCUCCCUGCAGGACGAGGCCCCCGGGCCUGCUGCCCGCAGUGGCUCCCCGCCCUGCCUGAGCAGCUCCCUGCAGGAGAUCCCCACAACCCGCAGGGCCCCGGGCAGUGGAGGCCCCUCCUCGCGGGGUAACUGUCUUUCCGGAAUGCUCAGCACUUCCCUGGACCUCCUGCACCGGGAUGGGGCCUCGGCCGGGAGCAGCCCCCGGCUGGCCAGCCUGCUUCCCCCACGCCCACUGCCCGCCAUGGACUGGAACGUCACCUCCGAUGCCCUGCGGACAGCAAACAAGGUGGACUGGGAUCACGCGGAAUACCAGCUGCGGUGGCAGGCCAGACCAUUCCGGGCCCACAGCGGCCUGGGCCCCGGCCGGCCCCCGAGCCCCCUGGCCCGUGACGACUGCUCCCUGCACUCGGCCAGGUCCACCUUCAGCCUCCUGGCGCCCAUCCGCACCAAGGACGUCCGCAGCAGGAGCUACCUGGAGGGGAGUCUCCUGGCGAGCGGGGCCCUGAUGGGGGCAGACGAGCUGGCCCGCUACUUCCCAGACCGGCACGUGGCCCUCUUCGUGGCCACGUGGAACAUGCAGGGACAGAAGGAGCUGCCCCCGAACCUGGACGAGCUCCUGCUGCCGGCCGAGGCUGACUUCGCUCAGGACCUGUACGUCGUCGGGGUCCAGGAGGGCUGCUCGGACAGGCGGGAGUGGGAGACGAGGCUGCAGGAGACGCUGGGCCCCCACUACGUCAUGCUGUACUCGGCAGCCCACGGGGCGCUCUACAUGUCUGUGCUCAUCCGCAGGGACCUCAUCUGGUUCUGCUCAGAGGUGGAGAGCUCCACGGUGACCACGCGCAUCGUGUCGCAGAUCAAGACCAAGGGGGCCCUGGGCGUCAGCUUCACCUUUUUCGGCACCUCCCUCCUCUUCAUCACGUCCCACUUCACCUCUGGAGACGGGAAGGUGGGCGAGCGGCUGCUGGACUACAGCAAGACCGUCCAGGGCCUGGCGCUGCCCAAGAACGUGCCGGACACCAGCCCCUACCGCUCCGACGCUGCGGACGUCACCACCCGCUUCGACGGGGUCUUCUGGUUCGGAGACUUCAACUUCCGCCUGAGUGGCGGGCGGGCGGCCGUGGAAGCCAUCCUGAAGCAGGACCUGGGCGCCAGCGUGCAGGCCCUGCUGCAGCACGACCAGCUUACGCGGGAGAUGAAGAGAGGGUCCAUCUUCAAGGGCUUCCAGGAGCCGGACAUCCACUUCCUGCCGUCGUACAAGUUUGACAUCGGGAAGGACUCGUACGAUACCACCUCCAAGCAGAGGACCCCUUCGUACACGGACCGCGUCAUGUACAGGAGCCGCCACAGGGACGACAUCUGUCCCGUCAAGUACUCCUCCUGCCCCGGGAUCAGGACGUCCGACCACCGCCCCGUGUACGGCCUAUUCCGGGUCAGAGUGAGGCCGGGGAGAGACAACAUCCCGCUAGCUGCCGGGAAGUUUGACCGAGAACUGUACCUGAUAGGAAUUAAGAGACGGAUUUCCAGAGAGAUCCAGAGACAGCAGGCGCUGAAGAGCCAGCCCUCCAGCGCCAUCUGUACCGUCUCUUGAGGAAAGUUGCCGAAGGAGGACUGGUCACCUGCAACCCGGGAGGGUGUCUGGCCCAGGAACCUGGGAAGACGGAGGAGAAUGCCGUCUGGGACGCUGAGGAACCGCUGCUGGGGGCUGCCCCCUCCUCCGCGAGAGCCCGACGGGAGGCCCCAGGUCCGGCGCCCGCCGCUAGGACAGAACCGCACGCCCCCACGGCGCUUCCGUCUCUCAGGGCAGCCUCCCCCCACCGCGGCCGCUGUCGGUGGGAGACGCCGGGCUGGCCGUGAGCAGCUCGCGUGCCCUGAAGCCAGCGGCAGAGCCCGCGCGCGGGCCAGGCGCCCUGACCUCCUUUGUUAUGUCUGCACGUCCGGGUCUGCGGCCUCCCAGCAGCCCCUCAAACCCAGACCCAGAGCUGCCCUUCCUUGUCUGAGCGCCAGGCACGCCGCCGGGGGCCCGGUGACCCUGGGCCUCUGUUCCCACGGCACACGCUAGGACCGAGCUGAGGCUGGGAUGAGGUCGGCCGGCCGGCGGCUCAGGCCCACGAGACCGCCUCCCUCUCCUCUCCCGGUCCAUUUGGGUCCAUUUGCUUAGGUAACCUUAGCUACACGUUAAGUGGUACGUUUCCUGGUCUGAGAGGCUGCUGGAGGCUUGGAAUGUCACACCUUGCCAGCCUAGGCCGGCCCCCACCAGCCUGGAUGUCUUGUUUUCUUAAAGGGUUUAGAGUCCGUUAUUGCUUUGUGUCUUAAUCCGUCUCGUAAAAAAAAAAAAAAUUUAGGCUUUGAAUGUGGGGAAAUCUCGGGGCAUUCAAUCUAGUCUUUUAUUUAUUUUUCCAUAUUUAUAUUUUUAAAUAAAUGCAUCUAUUGAAUCUUAAA